AUGUCUAAAGGGUUCAAUCUUAAUUUAAAAAAUUCGAACGUGAUGACUUUUGAAUAAGAAAAUGAAUUAUUUGCUGGACAAAGUAUAAAACUAAAUUUUAAAUUGGGGGAUAAGUAAUUUGAUUUGGAGUUUAAAGUAGGAUAAGAUGUGGAAUGGGCUAAAAAAUGUGUUGCAGAAUAAUUAGAUUGCGGAAGAAAUGACUUUGACUUGAUAUUUGAGGAAAAGGUAAUGCCAGAAUUCUUUUCAUUAAAUGAUAUUCCCAAUUUAAAGGAUCAAUCAUCAAUUUAAAUAAGAAUGAAGAUAUGA
Paramecium tetraurelia is the source of this 306-nucleotide messenger RNA. RefSeq lists its product as uncharacterized. The transcript has 4 exons. The record is from RefSeq and is a predicted model, not a curated record. NCBI's taxonomy places the organism in Eukaryota, Ciliophora, Oligohymenophorea, Peniculida, Parameciidae.